Notolabrus celidotus (New Zealand spotty) is the source of this 1433-nucleotide messenger RNA. RefSeq names its product secretagogin, EF-hand calcium binding protein (gene scgn). Gene Ontology annotation, molecular function: calcium ion binding. The coding region runs from base 88 to 906 and encodes 272 amino acids. Lineage: Eukaryota; Metazoa; Chordata; Actinopteri; Labriformes; Labridae. The record is from RefSeq and is a predicted model, not a curated record. Gene Ontology annotation, cellular component: synapse; dendrite; nucleus. Gene Ontology annotation, biological process: regulation of long-term synaptic potentiation; regulation of presynaptic cytosolic calcium ion concentration. The transcript has 11 exons.
AGUCAACUAGGCAAGCAACUGCACACUGUUACAGUCAUCUGAGUUCUAUGUUAAAGUUUACAUCUUGGUUUUAUUUUCUUUGAGACAAUGGACAGUGGUUUUGAUGACCUAGAUGCAGCAGGUUUCCUGGAGAUCUGGCAACACUUUGAUGCAGAUGAUAAUGGCUACAUUGAGGGCAAAGAGCUGGAUGAGUUUUUCCGUCACAUGUUGAAGAGACUGCGUCCGCAGGAGAAAGUGACAGAAGAAAGAGUCCAGAGACUGAAGCAGAGGUUCAUGUCAGCUUAUGAUGUCACUGCUGAUGGGCGACUACAGAUUCAGGAGUUGGCCAACAUGAUACUCCCUGAAGAUGAGAACUUUUUGUUAAUUUUCCGCAGGGAAGCUCCUCUGGACAACAGUGUUGACUUCAUGAAGAUAUGGAAGAAGUAUGACAUUGACUGCAGUGGCUACAUCUCGGCUCAGGAGCUCAAGGCUUUUUUAAAAGACUUGUUCCUGCAGCAUCACAAGGAAGUGCCAUCUGACAAACUGGAGGAGUACACAGACACAAUGAUGAAAAUCUUUGACAAAAACAAGGAUGGCUGUUUGGAUUUAAAUGACUUGGCCAGGAUUUUGGCUUUACAGGAAAAUUUUCUGCUGCAGUUCCAGAUGGAUGCCAGUAGUAAAGAGGAGAGAAAGAGAGAUUUUGACAAGAUCUUUUCCCAUUAUGAUGUUAGUAAGACAGGAGUGCUGGAGGGUCCAGAGGUGGACGGCUUUGUCAAAGACAUGAUGGGGCUGGUUAGGCCCAACCUCACAGGUCCUGAUCUGGACAAGCUGCGAGCCGUUAUGUUGGGUCACUGUGACGUCAACAAAGAUGGAAAGAUCCAAAAAAAUGAGCUGGCUUUGUGCCUGGGUGUUAAACCUAAUGCAUAGGUAGAUAGUCGUACUAUUUACAACACUGUAUAACAUGUAUUACAUUGACUCUGUAUUUGUGGUAUUAUCCAUAAGAGGUUUGAUUUUAUCUGGAUCGGUCUAAUUACUGGGUCAUUAAAGGUCAACAUUUAAAAGGAAUCAUUUGAUCCUUCAAAUAAUUGACUCAAUAUGACAGUGUACAAUAAAAACAAGAUUAAAUUACUAAUAUGACAUUGAAUAUCAGUCUUUUCUGCAUGUUGUAAUUGGAAAGAAUGGAAUUAAAUAUUAAUGCAUUUUGAGUGGCUACCUGUGCUCUAAGUAUGCAACAGUUUUUAUCAGUGUGUUAGUCUGUGACCAUGUAAUUGGAAAUAUAGCAUGAUUUGAAUUGUAUGAUUACAUUUUCUCUGUAACUUUAGUGAUGAAAGUAGUUAUCACCCAAGUGUGUGCCAUUUGCAGGAUUCUCUGGCAAGAAUGCCAAAGUUAACUAUGCUGAUUUAAUAUUAAUGCAAUGGGUUGUAGAGGGAAAUAAAACUAAGACAAGGGAUGAA